This is a messenger RNA of Chaetomium fimeti, 477 nucleotides long. RefSeq lists its product as uncharacterized. Lineage: Eukaryota; Fungi; Ascomycota; Sordariomycetes; Sordariales; Chaetomiaceae. The record is from RefSeq and is a predicted model, not a curated record. The transcript is spliced from 2 exons. Bases 1 to 477 code for a protein of 158 amino acids.
AUGUCAGCCCUCACAUCACGAACCGCCGCCAUCACCCGGCGUCUGGCAAGCACCACCCCCACAUCCACCCUCUCCCGCGCCGCCUUCACCACCACCACCCGCCGUCAAAAAAACCCUGUCGAGGCCGCCAAGGACACACUCAAGACAGUCGACCGCAAGGUCUCGGACACGCUCGUAGACGGCAUCAACAUCGGCAGCGCGUACGCCAACAAGAUCAAAGAAGCCACCUCCGAAGUAUCCGAGGGCAAGGUGACCGGCCGCGCCUCCGAGCUGCGGGGCGAGGCGGCGGGCAAAGCGAGCGAGGUGGCUGGGGAAGCCAAGGGAAAAGCGAGUGAGGUGGCCGGCGAGGCCAAGGGCAAGGCCAGCGAGCUGGCCGGGGAGGCGCGGGGUGCCAAGGAGCAGGCCAAGGGCAAGGCGAGUGAGAUGGCGGGGGAGGCGAAGGCGAAGGUGGGGGAGGUUAAGGAGAAGAUGAGUUAG